This is a messenger RNA of Meloidogyne enterolobii, 582 nucleotides long. Lineage: Eukaryota; Metazoa; Nematoda; Chromadorea; Rhabditida; Meloidogynidae. The record is from the annotation of a GenBank genome assembly.
AUGAGGUUGCCUAAACUUUCUUUGGAUGUUUGUGAAAAUGCUGAUUGCCAAACACAUUGCUCUUAUUCUGUCCACGGGGGAGUAAAAGUUUUCGCGCGUUCUUGCUGCCAUGAAGAAUAUGGUGAGCAACUAUGCAGAGUUGAUUGGCUACUCCUUCAAAAAAUAUUUUUUCUUCUCUCAAUUGUUUGCAUUCUUUUUUGUUUUUUUAUGAUUAUUCCUCUACUUGGCUGGCCAGAACAUAUUCCUUGGAGUUGUUGGAUUGCUGAUUUUGGCAGGCAACUUGGUUUUACUUUAUUUUAUGGCUCUGUGAUUCUUAAAAUUUAUAGAAAUUUACAAGAAUAUCGAGUACGUAAAGCUCAACACGUUAUUGUUAGAGAACUUGAUUUAAUUUUAUAUUUACUUUUUGCUAUUUUAAUUGUGCUUUAUGGAAUUCUUGCUUGGUCUUCAGGUUCUUGGACCCGCUCAGAUUUAUGGUCGUCCCAAUGGCCCCAAUGCCCUGUGGAAGAAUUUAGAAUGUUUUUUUCUCUUUGUGAACAAUUGGUUUUGUUUUAUGGAAUUAGAUUACCGUAUUUCCUAAAAUAG